This is a messenger RNA of Carica papaya (papaya), 667 nucleotides long. The record is from RefSeq and is a predicted model, not a curated record. Lineage: Eukaryota; Viridiplantae; Streptophyta; Magnoliopsida; Brassicales; Caricaceae.
AUGCAGGAGUUCUAUCGUCUCCGUUCCAGUCUUAGAGCUAAACAGGAGCAUGCUUCGCUUCUUGAGGAUUUUAGGGAGUUUGAUCGGUCAAGGAUAGACUUGGAAGAUGGUGUUGGAUCCACGGAGCAACAAUUACUUCUCAAAGAGCAUGCAGCCAUUAGCCGAAAUACAGGGCAGAUGGAUACUGUGAUAUCACAAGCUCAGUCAACACUUGGGGCACUUAUGCUUCAACGUUCAACAUUUGGGGGCAUCAAUUCAAAGCUUAGCAAUGUUAGCAGCCGCCUGCCCACGGUAAAUCAUAUUCUUUCAGCAAUAAAGAGGAAAAAGUCCAUGGACACAAUCAUACUUUCCCUUGUUGCAUCAGUGUGCACGUUUCUCAUUUUUAUCUACUGGUUGAGCAAGUAAGGAUGUUAUUUUGUAUUACUUUUGGGUGCUUGUGUCUUAAUCGCCUUCAUCCUUACCUCAGGGUUGUCGGGUGGGUUUAGGCUAUCUGCAAGGGUUCUACAUUGUACAAUGUGAUACAGAAUAUAUCUAGUGAUCGUUAAUUUACAAAUAUAUGUGCACAAAGAUCCUAUAUCAUUCAUGAUAAAUGACAUAUCAUUGUUUUUGUACCUAGCAGUCUCAGGUUAAUCUGGAACACGAAAUAAAAUGUGGUGGAAAAUUUUCA